AUGGAGCAAAGUAUUCGACGUUUAUACCCGCAUUUUUCAAACGAAAGAUUCCAAGAAGUUUUGGAUUUCGCGAAUGAGCGACUUGAAGAAUGGGAUGGAUCAAAUGCUACGGAACAACCAGGAUGCAGUGUAAGCAGGGAUUUUCUAAAACUUUUAGAUGAAAUCAUAAUUUUUUUUAGACAUGGAGCAUCGAAGAUCGCAUGGCUAAUCAAUCGCUUCACGAAACUGAGCGUUUCAUUCGAGUUGUUUGGGAAGCCAUUUUCAAGAAAUUUGGAAGCCCAGAAGGUUUCAAAAGCAACCAACUACACAGUUGGUACGUCCUUAGAAAGAAGCUUGAUUGA
Messenger RNA from Caenorhabditis angaria, 341 nucleotides. The record is from the annotation of a GenBank genome assembly. NCBI's taxonomy places the organism in Eukaryota, Metazoa, Nematoda, Chromadorea, Rhabditida, Rhabditidae.